Messenger RNA from Zerene cesonia (dogface butterfly), 1951 nucleotides. Its product is annotated as zinc finger protein 62-like. Gene Ontology annotation, biological process: regulation of transcription by RNA polymerase II. The transcript has 2 exons. Gene Ontology annotation, molecular function: DNA-binding transcription factor activity, RNA polymerase II-specific; RNA polymerase II transcription regulatory region sequence-specific DNA binding. Bases 93 to 1235 code for a protein of 380 amino acids. Lineage: Eukaryota; Metazoa; Arthropoda; Insecta; Lepidoptera; Pieridae. Gene Ontology annotation, cellular component: nucleus. The record is from RefSeq and is a predicted model, not a curated record.
AAUCUGUGGUAACUUCAAUUAAACAAAAUGGCCGAUAUGCUAUAGGAUUCAAUUUUUAUCUACGACAUUAAGUUUUAAUAAGAGACCAAAAUAUGUCCAAAAGGGAACCAAAUGAACGAAAUGAAAGAAAAUUGGAUGCCAGUGAUUAUGAAAACAUCAUUUCGCAGCAUAACUUAUUUGAAUCGUCGAGGCCUAAACAACAAGAGCUGCCAAGUUUUCCAGGAUUUUCAAAUGCGGAAACACAAACAAAAACAAGUGAUAUCAAAGGUCAAGGGGCCCAAACAGGGUUAGGUGCAUGGCCUUAUAAUCCUUGGUGGAUGCUGGCUAGCACUUCUAGAAGUGUACCAUCUCAAGAUGACUUUUCAGAAGAAAGUGACCAAGCAAAAAUAAAGCAAGAACCUAGCGGAGCGGGAACCCCGGAUCAUGAGCCAUUACAAAAUGAUCUUGAACAAUUUCAUACUCCAACUCCUCCUGCAGGACUUGAUUCUUUUUGUGAUGAUUGCUCAGACCCAUUCUGCGAUUCAAGUGCAGCUUUAUGCCGCCAGUUGUUUCACUGUCCUCAUUGCAGAAAGAGUUAUCCUACGAUUCUCGAAUUUAACACACACUUAACGGGUGUACAUCCAUCUCAAAAGCCAUUUAGGUGUCAGAUAUGUUUGGAGCCUUUUCAUAAAAAAUCUCAUUUACGCAGGCAUUUGGAUUCAAACCAUUCACGUAAAGAUGUAAAUAAAUGCUCAGUUUGCUCCAAGUAUAUAAAAGAUAAAAGCAACCUCCGUAAACAUAUGCAAGUGCAUACAGGUCGUGUCCCACAGAAACAAUUUAAAUGUGACCUGUGUAAUAAUAAACGUUAUAUGUCACUGGACCGAUUAAAUAAUCAUAAAGUGGUUUGUACAGGUGAAAAGGUGUUGAAAUAUUGCGAUAUGUGUACUAAAGUGUUUGAUAAUUCACGAUCAUUAAAUAGUCACAAGAAGGUCCAUGCAAGAGAAUUGAAAUGUGAAAAUUGUGGUGAACAACUUCGGUCUCUAGAGCAAUUCAAUAGUCAUCAGUUAGUUUGCCUCGGAAACACAGCAGAGGUUGGAAUCAGUGCCUCGACUAGUAGUGCAGCUUCUGUAAGCCGUUGCUGCACAGAACCUGGUUUGUGUGAACACGAUAAACCCGCCUACUUGAACAUACCUAGUUACGCAGCAAGUAGAGUGCUGGACGCAACACUUUCUUCAUUAAAAACAGAAAUGAACUGACAGCACAUAUAGCACUCUUAAGCAGUAUGUAUAUUUAUUCUUACAUUGAGUUCAUUUUAUACAAAUUACCAAAUAGUUAAAUGAAUGAUGGUUAUAAUUUUUCACAAUCAAAAAUUACACAAGACUGAUGCAAAUAUCCCGCCUCACAACUUGCUUUAUUAUUACCAUUAAAAUUUAAAUUGUAGCUAGUAAGUAAAUUAAUUUAAGUACUAAUAAUUUUAUGUAUAUCCAAUAUCCAUGUAUGGUUGGAAAUAUUAAAUCUGUUAUGUACUGCCAUCAUUGGGCAAUUUUUAUAUUGCCUUGUGGAUAUGCAUGAAAUUGAAUAUACAAUUUAUUUUUAUUUAAUUACUUAAUAGAUACCACCUAUAUUCCAUAAAAGCAGCUUUACUAUUUAAAAUCAGAAUCAAUAUUUACAUACAGUACAUGAUAUAAUGUACUUUAUUAUUUGAAUACUGUUAACGCCUUGACUGAUUUAGACUACUAUUAGUGUGCAGUAUUACAUUUAACAUUUUUUUUUCUAUUUUUAAAUUGUAAGAGCUAUAUUUUUUUUAUAAUUUUUUAGAAUAAUUUUAAGGUACCUAAAAAUAAAGGAUAGACAUAGUUAAUAGUUAUAGCAACUAUUUUCUAAUGCUUUAACAUACUUGUUUGUCUAUAGACGCAUGUAAACUUAUAUACAUAAUAUAAUUUUUGUAAUGUAUUAUGCAUUACAUAUUAAA